Messenger RNA from Trichomonas vaginalis G3, 804 nucleotides. RefSeq names its product KilA, N-terminal/APSES-type HTH, DNA-binding family. NCBI's taxonomy places the organism in Eukaryota, Parabasalia, Trichomonadida, Trichomonadidae. The record is from RefSeq and is a predicted model, not a curated record. Bases 1 to 804 code for a protein of 267 amino acids. The transcript has a single exon.
AUGUCAACAUCAGAGAACACAACAACUGCUAUCGUUCAUGAAGCCAUAAGUGAAGAAUAUGAGUGGGUUCAGUAUAACAAACAGUUACGUCUCAUUCGUUCGGUCAAAGAUGACAUGUACCAAAUGCAAAGUAUUUUGACAGCAUGUUUUGCUCCAGAUACUAAACACGCAGACGACUGGUUCAGAAACCAAAGCACACAAGAACUUUUGAGUGAAAUUUCUCUAGACCGAGAAUUCUCGGCCUUGCAUAAAACACAUGAAAAUCGUCAAAAUUUGCCAAAUGGUUUGAGAGGUUGGUAUGUACAUAGACUUCUUGUAAAUGCUGUUGCAAUGUGGGCUUCGCCUCGUUAUGCUUGGUAUAUUUACAGACUUCUUGACGAAAUUCAUAGACAAGAACGUGAAGAGCUAGAGAACAAGCUUGAAGCAAAAGACAAAAACAUACAGAAAAGAAUACCCACGUUCGGUACCAAAGGUAAGGAAAAGAACUAUAAGUAUAUGAUUUAUACUGAAGAGAUGGAAAAUGAAGAAGACAGAGAUAUGGUUAUGUUGCAUUUAGUCAGAAGAAACAACAAAAGCUUUUACGACCUUGCUAAGAUUUACAAAUCUGACAGAAAUUGGUUCUAUCGCGAAAACUUACCGAUUUCAAUGACACCGAAUGAAGAUGUGAAACAAAUAGUUCAAGAUACGUUACCUCAAACACACUAUGAUAUGAAAGGUUGUACAAUACUUACAUUCAAAGAAGAUUUACCGCUACUGAAAGAAAAAAUAACAGAGUAUUUUGACAACUUCAAACAAGCAGAGUAG